Messenger RNA from Geodia barretti, 6302 nucleotides. NCBI's taxonomy places the organism in Eukaryota, Metazoa, Porifera, Demospongiae, Tetractinellida, Geodiidae. The record is from the annotation of a GenBank genome assembly.
AUGGCUUCGAACACUGAUGAUGAUACGAACAGCUUUGAGUACGGCUAUGUAGAAAGGCCAUCCGAAGAGUUCUUCUGUCCCGUCACGUUGGAGGUACUCCUGGAUCCAGUGCAGACCAACUCGUGCUGCGGAAACCAUCUCUCACGUUCCGCCGCCCAGAAACUCCAGGCCGAGGGAAAACCGUGUCCGAUUUGUAAGGCUGCGCCUCUGAUAACGACCGAUGAUAAGUUCUUUAUGCGUAAAGUAAGGCAAUUGAAAGUCCGGUGCAGCAACAAGUCUGCUGGUUGUGAGUGGGUGGGUGAGUUGGGAGAGCUAGACAGCCACCUGAAACCAGGGUCAGUGGAGGGGCAGUGUGAUUUCGUUGAUGUUGAAUGUCCGCUGGAGUGUGGCCAAAGGGUUAAACGACGCAAUCUAGCAAAGCACAAAUCCAAUGAAUGUAUCGAACGGCCAUUUACCUGCCAAUAUUGUGAUUACGAGGCGACACAUGAAAAGGUUGUCAAUGUACAUUUGCCGAAAUGCCAGCGUUAUCCCAAGGUUUGCCCCAACAAAUGUUCUACUGAUGAAAUUGAGCGUCGAUUUCUCCAACGCCAUCUCCAAGAGGAAUGUCCUCUGGAAAAAAUUCCUUGCAAGUUUGCCUUUGCCGGUUGUCGCGAAAUAGUUGAGCGAAAAUCAAUGAAAAACCACUUGGAAAAGAGCAAAGACGAACAUUUGGAAAUGACUGCUGUCAAAUGCAAAACAUUUGAAGCUGAACUCAACAAUUUGAAGCUGGUUAUUGCCAAAAUUUCCCCCAAGCCUAUCUUCAAUCAACCCCCUGAUAUUAACAUGACUGACUUCGAGGGACGUAAAAAACGUGGUGAACGCUGGUAUAGUCCAGCUUUUUACUCCCACGUUGGUGGCUACAAGAUGUGCCUUAGUAUUGAUGCCAAUGGAUGGGGUAGUGGUGAGGCAAUUGAAAGUCCGGUGCAGCAACAAGUCUGGGUGGGGGAGUUGGGAGAGCUAGACAACCACCUGAAACCAGGGCCAGUGGAGGGGCAGUGUGAUUUCGGUGAUGUUGAAUGUCCCCUGGAGUGUGGCCAAAGGGUUAAACGACGCAAUCUAGCAAAGCACAAAUCCAAUGAAUGUAUCGAACGACCAUUUACCUGCCAAUAUUGCGAUUACAAGGCGACACAUGAAAAGGUUGUCAAUGAUCAUUGGCCGAAAUGCCAGCGUUAUCCCAAGAUUUGCCCCAACGAAUGUUCUACAGUUGAAAUUGAGCGUCGAUUUCUCCAAUGCCAUCUCCAAGAGGAAUGUCCGCUGGAAAAAAUUCAGUGUGAAUUCUCCUUUGCUGGUUGCCAGGCAAAACUAGAGAGAAAAUCAAUGAAAGAGCACUUGGAUGAGAGCAAAGACGAACAUCUAAAACUGACAGCAUCUGAAUGCAAGAAUCUUAGAGUUGAGCUGGCUGAUUUGAAACUAGCCUUUACCAAGAUUUCUCCCAAACCUGUAUUCAAUCAACCCCCCCAUAUAGUAAUGACUGACUUUGAAAGAAAACAUAAAGAUGAUGAGAGUUGGUUUAGUCCAGGCUUUUACACCCACAUUGGUGGCUACAAGAUGUGCCUUAGAAUUGAUGCCAAUGGAUGGGGUAGUGGUAAGGGUACUCAUGUUAGUGUAGCUGUCUCAAUGAUGAAGGGAGAGUUUGAUUCCCAUCUCAAGUGGCCGUUCAAAGGAGAGAUCACAGUUGAACUGGUCAACCAGAAAGAGGGAGGAGUAAAGUAUGAGCAAAAGCCAGUUAAACACACUGAUCCAGAUGAACGUGACGAAAACUUUCCAAAGAAUCUCUACAAACCUGAAGAGGGUAAAGAGUACCUGGUGAAUGACACUCUCAUUUUCAGAAUCACCAACGUGGAAGUAAAGGAAAUGGACAGACUGCAGGCUCUGAGAGACACGGCUAACCUCCCAAGAGCUGUAGCCCCGCCCCCUGCUGUCUCCAGUCCAGUCACCAGUGGUGGAAUGGAACGGAGUCUGAAUGACUCCGGCUCAGAGAUUCCAGGAUUUGUCCAGAAGCCACUCAGAAAACGACUACCAAAGUCGGACAAAGAGAACCAAAGGCUACCGAAACAGACCAAAGACGGUUGCCGUAAGCGACUUCACUACGAUUCGACCACUGUCGGGGAGGGAGGAGGGAGAGAAGGAGGGAGAGAGGCGGAGAAGGCUACGAGCAAUAAACCACCCCUGUCCUACGCAUCCCUGAUUGUCCUAGCCAUCAGCAGCACGCCGCAGAGGAUGCUGACAUUGAGUGGGAUAUAUCGCUGGAUCGAAUCAACUUUUCCCUUCUACCGCACACCUGAAUCAAAGGCCUGGAAGAACUCCAUUCGCCACAAUCUCUCCAUCCGCAAGAACAUGUUUACCAAGGUCCACCAGUACCCUCCUCGCCGUGGCAACGGGUCCUACUGGGCCCUCCUAUCAGACGGGGAGGACGAGCUGGCGAGAGCCCACCCUCUCUUCACCACCCUCCUCCCUCCCGUCAUCGACCCAGACAGCGUCUACUGCCGAACUCCACUCACUCACACAGUGAAGAGCAGGGGACAGUUCAUGCCGGUUUUUCCAGAUACAAACCGAGAGACGCCAUAUUUCGCACUCAAUGCCCCCGCUAACGACGGGUCGUCUCCCGUAGUUACACACUCGUUAGCGUCGUCGCCCCCGGCACAUUUCCAGGAAAUUGAGGUGACCACGGCAACGAAAAAACAAAAGAGGGUCGCGGAAAAUUGUCCAAAUAAGGUGACGGUUUCGACACACCAUCUGUUGGAGCACAAUUACUCGAAGACGGUGACCUUUGAACCAGAGCUACAGUUGGUGGAAGAGGAGCUGGCGGCCGAGGAUCUGGUGGAAGGGUCGUUCAUGCCCCAUUCCAGUGCUGGAAUGGAAUCGGGGCAGGGAGGAUUCAUGGAACGAGGCAUUCUUCAGGUGGAUGUUUGUGAUUCAACCACCGACAUUCCCCACACUACCAGCAGUCCUGUGACCACGCCCACCCACCAUGACCACGCCCACAUGGACUCGGUGGCCGACUGCAGUCUGACGAGCCUUCUCGGAACUUCCUUCCUCACUCCGACCAAGAUGGCGGCCAUUAGUGAUCUUUCUUUCGACGCAAUCUCUUUCUCCCCUCUCUAUAACUUCGUCACCCCACAACGAGAAGGGACUUCCCCUCCCGGACAACCGGCGGUGAUGUCAUCGCAUUCUGGGAACCACGGUAACACACUCACACCCAAUAUACAUUGCCAUGAGAACCACUCUACCACACCCCUCCGUUCUGAAAAUACUACGUUUUCUAACACUUCAAAUGAGACUGGUGGCAUAUUUACCAGAACCACUGAUCCCAUUCCGGUUCCAGUCUCGGACCAAGACACAACACCGUCUCAUUCCAGUUCCAUCACUGGAAUCGGGAUCUCGGAACUGGACAGCGGAGUAUUUUCGCCGUUCUCGACCUCCCUUUGUUUCAGCACUCCACUGGGACUGAAAUCAGUCAGUCCACUGAUGGAUCUACCGGGCAAUGUCUUUAGCACUCCUCAGUCGACCGAACAUACACGAAACUCGACACCAAACUUUGGAGGAGGGGGCGCGUACCACGGAGCCACUCCAACUAGAAAAUCUGGUUCUAGACAACUGUUCCCUCUCUCUUUCUCCAGCCCCACGUCUUAGCUCUUACUUACGCCAUCACACACUAUCACACAUUACCAUUGCAUACGUACACAACGAAGCAUUAUACAGCAGUACUCUAUAGUUGUUGCACACAGCAGCAGUUGUAUUUCAUCGGAAAGUGAAACUCUAUAUACAUAAGCCUAGUACUAUAGUUGCACACAAUAGUCAAUGUAUAUUCUGGUUUGUGUAUGAUGUCAUCCUGUCUUCACAAUAGGACAGUUUUAACCCCUUCACUCCAUUGUACCAUAUUAUGUAAUACAAAGACUAUGAUUAAUGUUACGAACUAUGUGCUGCAACAUUUGAAGAACACAAAGUGCAUGUAAACUCGUUGAUAAAGGGUCAACUUGUUCGCAUUCCUUGUUUUAUUUAUAACCCGUUACUAAACUUACACGAAGGUUAAAAUUCUGAUUUUAUUCACACUACAGAAAUGAAAGAAAAAUAUUUUUUUUAUGUAUGUAGGAUUGUCUCACAAACCACCAAAUUUUUGUUGUCUCACAAAUUUUUAUCGGGCAACCUGAUUAUUUUUUCUCGGGUGACAGUCUGUCAGUGAUUGUCUUGAGUUCUAUGGAGACCUGUUUACCUCCUCGUGCGAGGGACGAUUUCGUCUCCAAAAACGCUUCUUCUCUUGUCUUUGCGUCGAGUUCCCGAACGCACCUCGACAGGACGUACUUCGUUCGAUCCAAUGCCAAAUAUUGCACGUAGAGCUUGUAAUUCGAGCCGUUUCGAGGCCGUUCGCGACCGAGUUUUACAAACGGUCGAUUCUUGAACCCGUCCUGGACGAAUUCUGCGAGACACUUCAAAUGCUUUUCCCAGCUCUCCCCGCGUUUCUCCAGAACCGGGCAGAGUUCCUUUUCGAUGGCCAUGUCUGCUUCGACAAGACUCUGAGCAAAGUCCACCUGAAUCCGGAACACCUUCUCGAUGUUUAGAACUUCGAACGAAAGCUGACGAAGAGCUAUGUGGACCCGCUCCAUGCUUUGCUGAUCGAGGAAAUCUUGGAUCAUGGCCAGACUCUCGAUCGGGAUCAUCUCUUUGAGUUUCAUCUGCACCGACUUGAACAGAAACAUGUACUCUUGGUAGAAGUUAAACGUGCUCAUCAUGAUAUGUCUCAGAAGCCGCUCCUGCGUAUCGGUGGGCGGAGAAAGAUUUUUCAACGCUUGGCUACGAUUAGCCAUGUGAGUGAAGGUAUCUGACAAAUCUGCCUGGGCUUUUGCGAGAUCUCUUAGCGGGUGAUCGCCUUCCACACGUUUUGGGCUCGAAUCUUCGAUGUUGAGAGUGUCUGUCAGCUGCUGGUAGAUCGGUAGCGUCUGCUCAAUGUUUCUCUGUAAAUUCGCCAGUUCCGCUUGGAGAGAUGCGAUUUCAUCCAUGCAGCUUGCCUGUAGCGACUGCUCGAGUGUGCUCGCGUCUGCGGGUGAAAUAGGACCGUCGAUUUGCGACAAAAGAACUUCUUCCAGCUCCGUGCAACAACCGUUGCACACGGGGUAGGUCUCGAAUCGAUUCGGUCGGGAUGUCGGGGUGCCUUCUUUCCCGUUGAUUGCCCAACUAGCCGGCGACUCUUUGAACAUGCAGAAGAGGAUUAUUUCUUGUUUCGUGCACUCUCGACAGAACACCUGGCCGCAGACUCGACAGUUGAUUUUUCGCAGCAGCCCCAAACGGAACCUUUUCCCGCACUCGGGUGCGAAACACUCGCUGGCUUUCGAGUCGGGAACCCAAUCUUUGCUCUUUUGCCAGUUUGGUGUCCCGAUCACGGCUUUCAAAGCGUUCUGACCCUCGUAGCCUUUCACGAGGCGAUCAAUCUCGCCGCGGAUUCGCUCCGAUUUCAACGUGGACCUCGGUUGGGCCGACAGUGGCGUAGCUUCGACGACCAAUUUCUGUUUCACGGCGCGUUUUGCCUCUUCUCUGAGUGCGAUGAAAUCGUGUUUCAGGUCUCGGUAGCGCCCGGAGCGAAGCGUCAAGUUGAAGCAUUUCUCGCAGACGUUCCGGAAGGUUCCGAGAGGGUCCGGGUCAGCAUUGGGGGACAGCUUUCGCAGAAAUUUCGAGCACUUCCGGCAGAAGACUUCGCCGCACAUUCCACAGUUUCGCUUACGGUCUCUGAAUCGAAAUCGGCGACGGCAGUUCUUUUCCGCACACUUUGCGGCAUUGUCGAACGAAACGUAGUGAUCCCUUCUCAGGGUAUCGGUCUCUGCACGUGACCUCGGGAGCUGUUGGACGUUUGAGGUUGUAGAACCUCCCCGCUUCUUCUUUUUGAAGAGUUUGCGUCCUUCAGGGCUUGGGGAACCUCUGACGCUCGAUUCGGGUUGAGGGCUGUUGCUAGCGAGAAGAGCGCCGUCCGUACCGCUUCGGUCUCGCUGCGGAAUCCGCUGUGCGCCGGGCAGCGUCGGUGCAGGAGAGGGGUCAGGGAGAGGAGGGGAGGUUGGGGGAGAGUUGCCGAACGUCGCUUUCUCGUGCAUCCGAGGUAGAGUUGCGAUGAGGUCCUUCGGCUGGACGCCCAUGUUGGAGAGCCGUCUAAACAGCGGGGUCCUGCAGCUCGUACGGCUGUUCGUAGAAGCCACUGUAGGGACCGCCGUUGGACGCCAUUGGCUGCCGCUGGUUCAGAUCCGCCGGCAAACUGGAGCUAAAUAACUUUCCUGGUC